AUGAGCAAGCCCUCUUACUCUACCAAAGAAUGCCAUGUCGCCGUUUAUGAUGAAGCCGCCGGUAGUUCCAUCGAGUCUGUCUACUUGAAGAAAAUCACACCGAUCUCUAAGAAGUCUAAGGACUUGCUCCGCAAGGCAGUCAGGGAUGCCCUCGAACGCUACUCUCUCAACAAGGAUGUCUUGAUUGUCGCUUCUCUCGGAGGAUACGUCCAUUGGCCGGAUGAUGUGUUUGUCGCUUUUGUCGACAACUUGCGAAGUCUUAACGCUGCUGAGCGUGUUGCUUGUGCCACCACUGACUGUAUUGUUCUUGUCAACAGCGAGGGAUUCACUGUCACUCUUCGUAUUCUUGGUGCAAAGAAGUUUUUCUUUGAAGGAGUGCCUGACGACGAUUCUGAGAAUUCGGAAGACUCAUUUGAAAUGGACCCCAAUCUCCACUCGCAGCAAGUUAACAUCGUGUCCAGCUUCCAUAACAUGCACUCUACCCCCAAACGCAAGUAG
Seminavis robusta is the source of this 498-nucleotide messenger RNA. NCBI's taxonomy places the organism in Eukaryota, Bacillariophyta, Bacillariophyceae, Naviculales, Naviculaceae. The record is from the annotation of a GenBank genome assembly.